CUGAAUCCAGUCAUCAUGCCUAGGGGGCAAAAGAGUAAGAAUCGCUCUCGUGCAAAACGACAACAGGCACGUGGUGAGCUCCAGGGUCUCCCAGCAGUUCACCACACUGAAGAGGAAGCAGCAUCUCCUGUUGACCAGAGUGAUUGCUCUGACUUCACUGAUGGCCGUGCUCUACAGGGGGUGAAAACCCCAGGAUCUCUUAGUGCAGCUGUGUCCUGCACAGGCUCUGGUUUAGGUGUUAGCAAUGCUGUUGUUAUUCCUGGUAAGCAAAGUUCAGAUGCUACCCAGGCAGUAACCUCCAUUCAGCACACACUUAAAGAUCCUAUCAUGCGGAAGGCUAGUGUGCUGAUAGAAUUCCUGCUAGAUAAGUUUAAGAUGAAAGAGGCAGUUACUCGGAGUGAAAUGUUGGCAAUAGUAAACAAGAAGUUUAAGGAACAAUUCCCUGAGAUCCUCCGUAGAACCUCUGCACGUCUAGAGCUAGUCUUUGGUCUUGAGUUGAAGGAAAUAGAUGCCAGCACUCACUCCUAUUUGCUGGUGGGCAAACUGGGUCUCUCCACUGAGGGAAGUCUGAGUAGCAAUUGGGGUUUGCCCCGGACUGGUCUCCUGAUGUCUGUCCUAGGUGUGAUCUUUAUGAAGGGCAAUCGAGCCACUGAGCAAGAGGUCUGGCAAUUUCUGAAUGGAGUGGGGGUAUAUGCUGGGAAGAAGCACUUAAUCUUUGGGGAACCUGAGGAAUUCAUAAACAAAGAUCUAGUGCAGGAAAAUUACCUGGAGUACCGUCAGAUUCCUGGCAGUGAUCCCCCAAGCUACGAGUUCCUGUGGGGUCCCAGAGCCUAUGCUGAAACCACCAAGAUGAAAGUCUUGGAAGUUUUAGCUAAGGUAAAUGGCACUGUCCCUAGUGCCUUCCCCAAUCUCUACAAGUUGGCUCUUAGAGACCAGGCAGGGGGAGCAAGAAGGAGAGCUCAGGGUAGGGCAGGUGCUGUUGCUAAAGCCAGGGUUCAUUCCAAGGCUCUAUCCUAG
Phodopus roborovskii (desert hamster) is the source of this 1017-nucleotide messenger RNA. Its product is annotated as melanoma-associated antigen B4. Gene Ontology annotation, cellular component: nucleus. The transcript has a single exon. The record is from RefSeq and is a predicted model, not a curated record. The coding region runs from base 16 to 1017 and encodes 333 amino acids. Gene Ontology annotation, biological process: negative regulation of transcription by RNA polymerase II. Lineage: Eukaryota; Metazoa; Chordata; Mammalia; Rodentia; Cricetidae.